AUGUCGCAAGUACACGCCUUGUCCGACGACCAGGUCGGACAGGAGCUCCGCAAGAUGACGGCCUUCAUCAAGCAGGAGGCACUCGAGAAGGCGCGCGAGAUCGAGAUUAAGGCAAAUGAGGAAUUCAGCAUCGAGAAGUCCAAGCUAGUGCGCCAGGAAACCGACUCCAUCGACGCCGCCCACGCCAAGCGCCUCAAGCAAGCCGCUAUGUCCCAGCAGAUCACCCGCUCCACCGUCGCCAACAAGACCCGUCUCAAGGUCCUCGCCGCCCGCCAGCAGCUCCUCGACGAUAUCUUCACCGCCGCCUCCAAACGUCUCGACGAGGGCACGAAAGACACCGCCAAGUACCGUGGCCGUCCUCAAGAACCUACUCCUCGAGGGCCUAUACGCCCUAUCCGAGCCCGAGGUCCAGAUGCUAUCAAGGACGCCGAGAGCGAGUAUAAGAGCAAUACGGACAAGGAGACUAAGGUCACGGUCGACGAGGAUAACGCGUUACCUGAGGGAAGCUCCGGUGGACUAUUUAUUGUAGGUGGCCAGGGCAAGAUCGAGAUCAACAACACCUUCGACCAGAGAUUGCUACUCCUACAAACCAGCGGUCUCCCCGCCGUACGAGAGACGCUAUUCGGCAAGAACCCCAACCGCAAGUUCUACGACUAA
Daldinia childiae is the source of this 657-nucleotide messenger RNA. RefSeq names its product V-type proton ATPase subunit E. Gene Ontology annotation, biological process: proton transmembrane transport. Bases 1 to 657 code for a protein of 218 amino acids. The record is from RefSeq and is a predicted model, not a curated record. Gene Ontology annotation, molecular function: proton-transporting ATPase activity, rotational mechanism. The transcript is spliced from 4 exons. NCBI's taxonomy places the organism in Eukaryota, Fungi, Ascomycota, Sordariomycetes, Xylariales, Hypoxylaceae. Gene Ontology annotation, cellular component: proton-transporting two-sector ATPase complex, catalytic domain.